Pyrenophora tritici-repentis Pt-1C-BFP is the source of this 1077-nucleotide messenger RNA. RefSeq names its product Arylsulfotran-2 multi-domain protein. The record is from RefSeq and is a predicted model, not a curated record. Lineage: Eukaryota; Fungi; Ascomycota; Dothideomycetes; Pleosporales; Pleosporaceae.
AUGUCGAAUAAGAAUGUGAAGCCACCGCAGAUGCCGAUUAAUCGCAAUGGAACGGGGUUGCAGAGUGGGUAUGUGUUUCUGGGGGUUAAUGGGUUACCGUCUAGUGGGCAGAAUUGGCCGGGAAUAUUUGAAUUUUCGGACGACCGUAUGGGGUCACUUGUUUGGAUUGCAAAUUACACUGAGCCUUUUGACUUCAGGGUCCAAACGUACAAGGGCGAGUCUGUUUUGACACUAUGGUCAGGAGAGUUACUGAAUGGGUUCGGGCGUGGGUCGUACCAUAUCCUCAACCAGAGCUAUGAUGAGAUUGCGCAUUUCGAAGUUGAUCGUUUCGGCGAAAAUAUGGGAGAUAUCCACGAAUUUGGUAUUACCGGUGAUGACACUGCGCUAGUCAUUAUUUACCACGGUAUACCCUGGGAUCUGACAACGUCUGGGGGUAUUGAGAAUGGCUGGCUUUUCGAGAACACGUUCCAGGAGAUCAAUAUAGAAACUGGUGAACUUGUUUUCGAACGGAACGCCAGCACCCACGUUGGAAUCAACGAACCGUACAACUCGUUACCGUCUGAUGUAGGUCAGUCUGAGGACACUCCGUGGGACUACUUCCACAUGAACUCUGUCGAAAAAGACAACAAUGGUGACUACCUUGUCUCCGCACGACUAGACGAGUCGCAAACACGGCUCACUCUCUUCGACAAUGGGCCCACCGAUACAAUCGGCUAUUCACGUGGGCUCCUCCUAUCUGUAGAUCAGUCCGCGAAAACCGUCAAACUCCUCACUGAAUUCACGAACUCCGCAAAGACAUUUGCAAUAUAUGAAGGUAGCCUACAAGCUAUCGACCCCGCCAACGAAACCACAAACUACAUGCUCGGAUAUGGCAGCGAGCCCUUCUUCGCUGAGCUAGAUCACCAGGGUAACAUACUCCUCGACAUGCAGUUCGGGAAAUCGAAUGUCGUAAACGCGUAUCGCACUUUCCGCCAGCAAUGGCAGGAUAAGCCAGCAACAAAUCCAGAUCUGCACUGGGAUCGAGAGGGAAACAAGGUGUAUUUUUCAUGGAACGGUGCUACCGAUGUGGACAGUUAG